AACCAGCGUCGGACCCGUAAUUAACCCACCGCCGCCCCGAGGCAGCCCCGACCCACCCUGGAUGCGGAGGACCCCCGAGCCACCCCGCUGCCUUUCCCCUGAGGGAUGGUACUGAAUUUCUGCGCGGCAGGAGCCGGCCUGCAGCUCCUCUCCAUCAGCGUUGCCUUCCCUCCGUGUCUAAAGUGCACUAGACCGCGAUGAGGACCUGGGCUUGCGUUUUGCUGAUAGGUUUUGGCUACCUGUCCUUUACCUUCUCCGAGCUGAGGUUUAAUAUUUUGUUUCCUGUUUUAGGAUAUGAUGAUGUUUCAGAAACAAACUUGAGAUCUUAUAGUGUUCAUUCUGCUAAACAUGUGCAAGAGAAUCGUCCUGUGCCCAUUCGCAGAAAAAGAAGCAUUGAGGAAGCCAUCCCGGCUGUCUGCAAAACACGGACGGUUAUAUACGAGAUACCUCGGAGUCAGAUUGAUCCGACCUCUGCCAACUUCCUGAUAUGGCCACCCUGCGUGGAGGUGAAACGUUGCACUGGCUGUUGCAACACCAGCAGUGUGAAAUGCCAGCCAUCGCGGAUACAUCACAGAAGUGUCAAGGUGGCAAAAGUGGAAUAUGUUAGAAAAAAGCCAAAAUUAAAAGAAGUUCUGGUGAGAUUAGAAGAGCAUAUGGAAUGCACCUGUACAUCAUCAAAUACUAAUUCAGAUUAUAGAGAAGAAGAAACUGGAAGGCCUAGGGAAUCAGGUAAAAAACGGAAACGAAAAAAGUUAAAACCAACAUAAAACCUACUGGAACUAUUUGAUAUUCAGGUAGGACCUAUAUGCUGAACACCCUAAUAGCACAAGUACUGGAAAACUUAAUCAAAUAUCAUCACUUCAACUUAAU
Pygoscelis adeliae (Adelie penguin) is the source of this 870-nucleotide messenger RNA. RefSeq names its product platelet-derived growth factor alpha polypeptide (gene PDGFA). The transcript is spliced from 5 exons. Bases 198 to 767 code for a protein of 189 amino acids. Gene Ontology annotation, biological process: positive regulation of MAP kinase activity; platelet-derived growth factor receptor signaling pathway; positive regulation of protein autophosphorylation. Gene Ontology annotation, cellular component: membrane. The record is from RefSeq and is a predicted model, not a curated record. Gene Ontology annotation, molecular function: growth factor activity; platelet-derived growth factor receptor binding. NCBI's taxonomy places the organism in Eukaryota, Metazoa, Chordata, Aves, Sphenisciformes, Spheniscidae.